UGCAAAUACGCGUUAUCGUCUACACCACCACGUCCCUUGUCAAGCAAGCCCAAUCCACGCGAACCGCGCGACUUCUCGGACCGUCGGGUCGGGGAAAUCUUCCGCAGCAUGCAGCAACUCGACCGGUCUAUCCCGUCGUUGUUACACCGGCAUUACACGACCAUUACCGGGGCCAUACAACGGCUCCAGGUGACACAGACAUAGGCUGAAGAUGGCUUCAUGGUAUGAGCCAGCUGGUUGGGAUUUAUUUGUGUUCAUGAGGAGAGGUCGGGUACAAGAUCAACGACCACGAUGUUGUUCAAAUGCCCAGGAAUAGUCCGCAGUUGUCCUCGUCUGGCUAGCUCUCUCGCGGUACCAUCAUCACCAUCUUCUUCAUCGUUCCCAGCUUCAAGCAACCUUGGGCGCCAUCUUCAUCGUAACCUGCGCCUUUCUGCCCUUUCCGGCCAUUCCUUCCAGGACCCCUUGCCACCACGCUUACGCUCAUACGCACGCGCCAUCACCAUGGCCUCAGGCAACAAUACAGCUGCAUUCCUGACCGAGGCCAAGGCACACCCGUUUGUGGUGGGGCCCGCCCCCGUCUGGACCCCCGAGGCCGAUGAGAUUCUCGUCAAGAACGAGGCGGUUGCCAUCAACCCCGUCGAUGGCAAUCUCCAGUACAUGGCCAUCUACCCGCUUAACUACCCGACCGUCCUAGGCCAGGACGUCGCCGGCAGGGUUGUCGCCGUAGGUUCUGGUGUGACCCGCUUCCAAGUGGGUGAUCGUGUUGUUGGACACGCCACCAGCAUGAUCAGUGGGCGGCAACAGGACGGCGGCUUCCAGCUGCACACCAUUCUGCAGACCAAUAUGGCCAGCCCUAUCCCGGCUAGCAUGUCAUACGAGACAGCCGUGGUUCUCCCCCUGGGGCUCACGACCGCCGCCGCCAUGAUGUUCCAGAAGGCCCUUCUCAACCUACAACGACCCGUCCAGCCAGCUCGCCAGCCCGGUGGUGAGACACUGCUCGUAUGGGGUGGUGCCUCGAGUGUUGGCAGUAACGCCAUCCAGCUGGCCGUUGCCGCCGGCUACGAGGUCAUCACUACGGCCUCGCCUCACAACUUUGACUAUGUGAAGAAGCUUGGCGCGUCUCAAGCGUUUGAUUACAAGAGCCCGACGGUGCGUGAGGACCUGUUGACAGCUCUUGGGUCGAAGACCUUGGCGGGCGUCGUGGACUGCAUCGGAGCAUCAGCUUGGGCAAUCUGCGUGGAUGUGGCAUCGAAAUCACGGGGAAACAAGUUCAUCGUGACAACGAAGCGAGGCUUCCCCGAUCCACCGGAAGGCGUCACGCUGCAGCCCGUUUUCGGCCUGACCAUUAGGGACGACGAAAUAAGCAAGGCUAUCUACGAGGACUUUCUGCCCAAGGCACUAGAGGCAGGUUCGUUCACGCCUGCACCAGAGCCAUUGGUCGUGGGCCAGGGACUAGAGAGUAUCCAGGCUGCUGUUGACCUUCAACGGGCUGGUGUGUCGGCGAAGAAAGUCGUAGUCAAACUGUGAACAGGCAGGCAUACUAAAACAUGAACCCUCUGGUAGAUACCUACCAUAGAACCUCCUAGGGCAAUACCAAGACUUGUUUUCCCCGCCUAGAUUG
Molecule: messenger RNA, 1621 nt
Organism: Xylaria bambusicola
Lineage: Eukaryota; Fungi; Ascomycota; Sordariomycetes; Xylariales; Xylariaceae
Product: zinc-binding oxidoreductase CipB
Exons: 3
Coding region: 292-1527 (411 amino acids)
Molecular function (GO): oxidoreductase activity, acting on NAD(P)H
Source: RefSeq, a predicted model, not a curated record